CUAGCGCACUGUAGCUGUCACUACAUGUUUCAUCCCAAAAGAGUAUGUAAUGUGCUACCUUCGGUAAAAUAUUAUUGUUUUUUCCAGGACAUUAUAGAUGACAACUCUGAUGUGGAAGAAGUUUCUUUUACUGCUGCUUCCAAAGUUACUCAAAGGUUGUCAAGCACGUCUACAUCCAGCAAAAGGAGCUCACAAAGCCAAAUAACUAGAGGAGUUGACUUUGAAUCAGAUGAGGAUGAAUUUGACCCCUUCAAGAGCACUGCUACUUCCAGAAGAAAGCACAGAUGAUUCUGGAUUCAUCAUAUAAAAUCACACUGCACAAAUGCCCAGGUCUUGUGACAGAAUCAGAAAACAAUAUUCAAGGUUUUAGAUAGUGUUUUACUCUAAACUCUUUUUUGCCUUAAUGUUUCAAUUCUUUUGUGAAAGAUUAACUCUCAGUGGUACUGUGUAUGCAAUAUAACUUGAUGUAUAUGUUGGGUUACUAGAUGUAAAUACCAGU
Molecule: messenger RNA, 499 nt
Organism: Chelonoidis abingdonii (Abingdon island giant tortoise)
Lineage: Eukaryota; Metazoa; Chordata; Testudines; Testudinidae
Source: RefSeq, a predicted model, not a curated record